Molecule: messenger RNA, 4641 nt
Organism: Cinara cedri
Lineage: Eukaryota; Metazoa; Arthropoda; Insecta; Hemiptera; Aphididae
Source: the annotation of a GenBank genome assembly
AUCAAAUACAAAAUUUUACAAAUCACUUUUUUUUUCACUUAAACUUUUAUAAGUUUUUUGUUAGUUGUUGCUAUUUUGUUUAAUCGUUUAAUAUUCAUUAAGUUUUUAUCACUAUCUUACUUAAUCAGUGAUCAUAAUUGUUUAAACGUGUUGUAUUUCGUCAUUUAAGAAUUGUCGAGUGAGUACCAAUAAUAAUUUUGAUUCAAUCCUGUCUAAAUCUAUUUUUAAAUCAUAAAUUGCAAUUAAUUGGUAAUUGACUGAGGUAUUUCAUAUAAAAUUAAUUCUUGAUCCAAGCUAUGAAUUUCAUAUGGCAAGCUAAUUGAAUAAAUAACUCGUAUGUUUAACCUAUGGUGUACAAAUUUUCCUAAUCAGUGAUCUUGAAUUAUUAAUAUUAUUCUUCAUCAUUACUGUUUUUGACUGUUUUGUAUGUUUACUACCAGCUUAGAUAAUAUUUAAUAUACACAAAUGCCACAAAUCCUUCCAUAUUAAUCAAUUGUUCUUGCUUCUUAAUAUAUUUAAAAACAAUAAUUGUACUUUUCUGACAUAGAUUUAUGUUAAAUCCAAUUACAACAAAUGUUUUUUUUUAAUGUGAUGGAGAAAAAAAUAUCUAGUCACGACAACUAUCCAGGGGCGUCAUUUGGGGGCGGAGGUAGGAGUAUGCAUUUACCCAACCCUAGAUAUUAAAGUAGCUUUGAGUCGGCUAUCAGGUUAACAUGGGUCGGCUACCAGAUUAACAUAGACUAACUUUAGAGCUAUUACGAGCAGUAAUUUAUGAUAAGACAAGUAGAAGAAACUUUUUUUAUAUUUUCAAGUGUUAUGAGAGGUUCAGUGUAAAGUUAAUUGAAGGUUAUAUGUAAAAUUAAGCUAAGAUUAUUUAUAUUUGAAUAACUUAUAUAUUAACAAAAGCUGAUAGAGUUUGCUUGAUACAAAUUGUAAACAAGUGUUCAAUUAUAGUUAGGAGUCUUAACGAUCGAAGGAGGUCUUAGUUUUUAGACACGGGUGAUAUAAGCAAAAAAGGUACCUAGUUUACUAAAAAAAAGUUUACUUACAUCCAAUAGUGACAUAAUAUGCUUAUGAGAUGUAGUAGAAAAUUCAAGGAGAUGAGAUUAUAUUUGAGGGGAAGGUACUAAGAAAAAUAUACGAAUAUGUGAAAAAUGAAUCAACUGGGAACUAUGAAAUGAGAAAAAACACAAUAUUGGAAUCUUUAUGUAAUAAACCAUAUAUUAAAUGUUUUCUGAAAGCUAAGUGUCUAGAAUAGGUGGGUUAUGUAUAGCGAGUUGAAGAGAGCAUAAUUCCAAAAAUACUAAUUAACAAACCAACUGGCAAACAUCUUAGGGGAAGACCUCAGUAACGAUGGCGAGAUAGCUAAUAGAGUAAAUGUUGAUAUAAAAAUACUAACAUACUUUUCACGUGAGUGGUCCAAUGUUGUAAAUGAGAAGUAGGAAAGGUAGAGGGGAAAUUUAAUAUAUAUCUGUACGCAACGAUUAACCAUUGAUAAUGAAAAACAAUUCUGAGCAGAGUUUGGUUAAUAGUGUUGCUUUGUCAACAAUAUAUUUAUCAUAUUAUGGUAAAAUAAUUCCAUAUGUAUUAUACAUUUUCUUUAAUAAUAUUUAUUUAAUAUUGUAUCAAUUUCUCGUUUUUCCUAUGUUCUUUCCUGGUGUUUCCCAUUUGUUUUAUCCAUUUAUUGGAGAAACUCUUGGAAAAACCAAAAAAUUACCUUCUUUAGUAUCACCCCAGUCAGGUUUCCUUUCAGAAAAAGUGCUAUCAUUGUAAAUUAUAGCAAAAUUGUUGAUAGAAAAGUUGUUUACAGGAAAAAAAAGGGCUGUAAUUUUUUUCUAAUACAUUUCGUACAUUUUACUGGUUUUUCAUGUUUCUUCCCAUCUAGUGUGAAAACUAUCAGGAAAAUCAAAAAAAUGACCUCUCUAAAGUAAUAAAGUAAAAAAAUAAACAUCACUGUAAAACCAAAUAUUCCUCGCUCUGCUCAGAAUCCAAAAUGGUAGACAGAAUCCAAAACUCAAAACUAUAAAUGGAGGAAUUUAAUAAAAACUACAAAAGGCUUCAAUGGCUUAUAAAACAAUACAAAAAAAAAAAUCUAGUUUUAUAUUAGUUGGGCCUGUCAUUAUUAUGCCCUACCCUAGCAAAUAUUGAAAUGACGCCUCUGCAACUAUCAUUUGGAUAAUGCCUAUUUACUGAACAAUAUUAAAUAAGUACAUUAAUUUUCUUAAUGUUUAGACAAAUAUUUUUACAUUGAACUUAAAUAAUUUCAUAUGCACUUUUUCAAAGGUUAAAUUUGAAUUAGAUAAUUAAUUUAAUUAAAAUUUGUCAAAUUACAUACUAGGAUAGAAAAUAAAGUAGAUGAUAGGUACUUUUGUACCUAGUAAUUAUUAAGAAUAAUACUUAAAUAAUAUGUUUAAUUUACGAUUUUGUUAUUUUAUAUUGAAUUUCAAAAUGUUAGAUUUUGCUAUAAUAUGUAAAUUAAUUAGUAGUGUACAUUGUCAAACCUGUAAAAUAUAUUAUAUUUCCAAUUAUCAAGGAUAGGUACUACCUACAGCUAUCUACUUAUAGAGUAGAUAUUCAUGGUACUACUUAUCCUGAAGUUACUACCUAUUAAGUAACAAUUUUGUACAAAUAAUAUUGGUUAUUUUCUGUACCAAGUCUUUGCCAAUUAUUUAUGUAUACAACCUUACAAUUUAAAAAUGUUCCUAUAUUUUUUUUUUACAAAACAAAACAAUGUGAACCAUUUUUUUCAGAAUUCCAUGUAUCAAAUGAAUGUUAAAUAUUUGAUAUGCUAUCAGAAUUUGAUACAGAACAAAAAGUAGAACAGUCUACAAUAAAGUAUUCUCAAGUCAAUCAACGUCUCUUGUCUAUUUCUAAGUCGAUGGAAGACAUUCUAUAUCAUCUGCGACAUAAUAUCGUUAAUCAUCCAAGUUCCUUGACAUUAAAACUUUGCCAAACCACCUUAAUAAAUAGAAUAACUAGUCAGAUUAUUAAUAUAUUUUUCAAAACAGAUGGCAACGGAAAAUGGUAUCGAAAAUAUACCAUUACCAAGCGAUUUGCCACUAAUCAAAAAAGCAAAACAUAUAGAAAAUACUGCAUUAGUUGAAAAUCAUGAUUCAUUUUUGUCAGACUGUCUUCCAAUGAAUAUUAAUUUAACGGACAUAUUUCAUUCAUUCAGACAACGAGCUAAAAGUCCUAUUUUAAAAAGACCUAUCGUUUUAAAUAAAUCAAGAUCAAUUACUGAUUUUAACCUCACAAGAACCGGUCUUCGCAAUAUUGAACUAUUUGAAAUUAUUUCACAGAUUGGUGAAGGUUCUUAUGGCCAAGUAUACAAAGCCAAAGAAAAAAAAACCAAUCAUUUUGUAGCAUUGAAGAAAGUGAGAUUAGAAAAUGAAUCUGAAGGCUUUCCCAUAACAGCUAUUAGAGAAAUUAAAAUUUUAAGACAGCUUAAUCAUAAAAAUAUAGUACGUUUAAAAGAAGUUGUUACCGACAAAGAAGACAUUUUAGAGUUCAAAAAAGGUGGAGGUUCAUUUUAUCUUGUAUUUGAGUACAUGGAUCAUGAUCUUACUGGUUUAAUAGAAUCGGGCAUGGUUAAUUUCACAGUUAAAGAUAAUGCUAUUAUAAUGCGUCAAUUACUAGAAGGUUUGAAUUAUUGUCACAAACAAAAUUUUAUACACAGAGACAUAAAAUGUAGUAAUAUACUACUAAACAAUAGAGGGGAACUGAAAUUGGCUGAUUUAGGACUUGCACGGCUAUUUGAUAAUGAACAAGUUCGUUUGUACACAAAUAAAGUAGUUACUUUACGAUACAGACCACCAGAACUAUUGCUAGGAGAAGAGAGAUACGGCCCCUCUGUAGAUAUCUGGUCAUGUGGGUGUAUUUUAGGUAAGUUUGAAUAUAAUAAACUAAACAACAGUAAUAACCAAAAUUUAUUUAUUAUGUUACAGGGGAACUUUUCGUCAAGAAAAAUAUGUUUCAUGGCAAAGAUGAAUUUGAUCAAUUAGAAUUAAUAUCACAGCUUUGUGGUAGUCCUUGUCCAGCAAACUGGCCAGAUGUUAUCAAGCUACCUUUCUGGAAGUUUAUAAGCCAAAAAAAACUGCACUGUCGAAAACUUGCUAAUGAAUAUAAAUUUAUUGGAAAUGAUGCUUUGAAACUUUUAGACGAAAUGUUAACUCUUGAUCCAAAUAAGCGUAUCACUGCAGAGGAAGCAUUAAAAUGUCCAUGGUUAGCACAAAUUGACACCAGUACCUGUAUUUCAUUACCUACUUGGCAAGAUUGUCAUGAACUUUGGAGUAGAAAACGAAAAGGUCGGUCAACUUCAAGGAACAAUUCGUCUCUUCGUUCCAUGAAGAAAGAUCACAGUCAAUCAGAGAACAAAACGCGAACUUAAAUUGUUAACACAUAUUGUAAUUUGACGAAUUUUAAUUAUUUUCAUUCAAGGGUAAAAUUCCUUAUAAUAAAAUAUUUAAAAAAAAAAGAUUCUGUUAAAAAAUGUGUUGACAAUUAUUUAAUGUGUCUUAUAACCCUAUAAAUUGUUUAAUUUCCAUAGUGCAUUUUAGUUUUUUUACACAUGGUUAUAGGUACUACAAAGUUCAUUUUUAUUAACAUUAAUAAUUGUUGUUACUAUUAUAAUUAGGUAAUUUG